AUGGGAAUUUCUGCUUCAUCAUCCCAUUGUGAAUGUCAAGCAAAGAAUCCUCUCUGUGAAUUCAACUCACUCGACUCGGAAGAGAUGAAAAUCCUGAUUCCAAAGAGUAAUUCAUUUGAUGAGUGUGAUAACACUAUUUAUCCACUGACUAAUACUCAGCAAGACCAAUUUGAUUGUUAUAAACUUACACAACGAAGAAGAACCAUAUCUACAACCAAUCCUACCAUUACAACUCCAAUAACCGCUCCUGAAAUUUCUAUUUGUAAAACAUGUCACAAGAGAAAGAUAAAUUCAUCAUCUCCUCCACCAAUUCAAACACCGCCUCAUCAUCAUUUCGAGGAAGUUAGUUCCCCAAAAUCAAGUAAAACCCCUAAGAAGCUCACAUUUUCCAUUCCCAAUCCUGUCAAGAUUUUCAAUAGUGCCUUAAACUCUGAUUGUAAUUCAUCACCUACUUCUGUGACUGGAAAUUCAAGAUUAUUCACAACACCAAGUAAGAGAGAUCCACCACCUCAAAAUCCUACGUUGGGUGUGGCUAGGAAUAGAACAAGACGUGGUUCAACACCAGGUCGUGAAGAAAGUGUCACCGAUUUGGAAAAACUCAAACAAGACACAAGAAGUAGAUCAAGAUCAUCACCGCAACCUAACAAGAAUAUGACAGGAGCAAAUCCUACUUGUAAAUCUCUUGAUAGCAAGGAAUAUGUUUCAAGGGUGAAUAGAGUUAGAACCAAUGGUUCUCAUUCGGAUAGUGACGAGGAAAAAUCAAAUCUUCCUCCACUCAAAAACUCCCCAAAGAAGAUGAUCAAUGAAGAGGACGGUGUUGUAGUGAUUGGUUUUACCAAUACUAAUGGUUCUUCAACAAUUAGUAAUGCAACAACUGUAACAAUAACAACUGCAAAUAAUAGUGAAAAUAUUAACAGCUCACCAACAAAUGCCAGCAAUGAAAAGGAAAUUGACUUUGCCAUAAGUGUUCCACAUUACAAACAACCAUUGGCCAAAAUUACAAUACCAAAAUCCACAUCUCACAGCUGUCCAAUGAAUGCUGUCCCGACGACAAUUAAGGAAACAAAUAAGGAUCUCAAGGAAGUCCAUGGAAACUGCAGAGCAAUCUCUCCACUCGACGUGUUCAGAACUAUAAAUAACAGUUCUCGAAGUGAUCUCAUCCUUAAAAAGAAGAAUAGACCAGCCAUUGUCCCUGAAGAACAAGAUAAGGAUAUUGAUGUUUUGAUAACUGCCAACAAGUCAAUACAACCACGCCCUCGUGGAGGGAAACAAUUCAAUCUCUUCAAAUUCAAAUCAGAUGUUCCACAUGGAAAUGAAAAGGUCCUGACACAAAUCAAGUAUCACCAAUCGACACCAAAACUUGAUUCUCCAGAAUCAACCAAGAUUGUUGUCGAUUUGAAUGGAGCUGCACCUAAUGUAGGUGGUAAAAAGUUACCAAUCUAUGUCAUUCCACCAACUUCUCCAUCAAAAAUCUCUCAAAAUCAAAGAUCCAAAGGUGUUACCCUCACCGAAGAAAAGAAGAGAAAGCUCGGAAGUUCCAGAAGAGCUUCAACAACAAAGAAAAAAACAAGUAAAAAAAUGUUUUCUUGGUAA
This is a messenger RNA of Naegleria gruberi, 1593 nucleotides long. RefSeq lists its product as uncharacterized. NCBI's taxonomy places the organism in Eukaryota, Heterolobosea, Eutetramitea, Acrasida, Naegleriidae. The record is from RefSeq and is a predicted model, not a curated record. The coding region runs from base 1 to 1593 and encodes 530 amino acids. The transcript has a single exon.